Anopheles marshallii is the source of this 1077-nucleotide messenger RNA. RefSeq lists its product as uncharacterized. NCBI's taxonomy places the organism in Eukaryota, Metazoa, Arthropoda, Insecta, Diptera, Culicidae. The coding region runs from base 1 to 1077 and encodes 358 amino acids. Gene Ontology annotation, cellular component: extracellular matrix. The transcript has a single exon. The record is from RefSeq and is a predicted model, not a curated record. Gene Ontology annotation, molecular function: protein binding.
AUGACGUUAACGAUGCGUUAUUAUCACCAUCAUCACUUCCACAGAUACCUGCCAGUGGUGGCGCUGAUAACGCUCUGCUCGGUGGUGGUUUCCGCUUACGUCUAUAAAUGUGAACCGGGCACCGAACCAACGGUUUGCCGCAUCUGGAACUUGCACUACGACGAGGAGGCAGCAGCCAAACAUCCGGACAGAGUGCCGACUGCCAAUUUUUCGUCCACCGUUCGUACCGUACACUUACUGUACUUUCGGUACUACUUUAAACGCCACAACCAAUUGAGGCAAUACGACUUGACGCUACACGGCACUGUGCUGCGCAAUCCUCCCAAUGUGCUGAUUCACGAAACUCGGCUGGAACGCCUCUUCAUACCAACCAAUCUGCAAAUGGGUGAUUUUACCGACAACAUCAUCACGGUGAUCGUUACCGAUCCGUCCCAAACGUACGAUGUGCGCUAUCUAGACCUAGCGGACAAUCGCCUUUCCAAUGUGGCAAAUCUUUCCGCCCUGACGCGAUUGGAAACACUCAAUCUGGAAGCUAAUCGACUGAGAACGCUCGAUCCAGAUAUGUUCAAGCGCAUGGACAACUUGACACAUCUCUACCUGGGCGACAAUCACUUCGCCUCCUUUGAUUUUAAAACGUUCCCCAAGCGUUUGCAGGUACUGUGGUUGACGCGCAACAGCCUGAGUAAGCUUAACCUGGCCGGUUUCAUACUUGCCGAAUUGAAAGAACUCGAUCUGGAGUCAAACUCGUUAACAACGCUAAAUCUAGCGUCAGUGUUUACGGCCUUCCCCGCAUUGCAGACGUUGCCGAUCGCUUACAACAAGUUCGGGAAGAGCGAAGCGAAGCUCAUGCUCGCCGAACUGAGGCGGCGCAAUGUGUCCUACUUUAUCGGCAUGGAACGCGAUGACGAUUUGGACUGUGAUUACGAUGAGUUUCGCGUGGACGAUCUAUGCUUCACCGAAGUGUCGAUCGGUGAUAAUUCGUUCUGGAAGGGCACCGUCCUUCUGGUGGUAGCCGUGCUAGUGGUGGCUGUGUUUUUGCUUAGUGUACGCUGGAUUUGGUACCAAAUGCGCUAUUGA